AUACAAACAAGCUGGGAACUGAGGAGAGAAAGAGAGAGGGAUCGAGAGAGUGGCAAAGGAGUAUCAUUGUUUUCUGUGCCAAAGUAUUGACUAUUUAGCACCAUCAGGAGAAGGAUGCAAGAAUUAAACUGUGUGCUUAAAUAUUGAUAAAGUAGGAACAUGCAUGUUUACUGUAUGUGGGUUUGACCACUAUACAGUUUGUGUUUGGAUAUGUAUUGAUCAGAGCACACCACGUCUUCAAGCAAACAGUGUUUAGGAAUGUCAGAAAAUGUUGCAUUUUUUCAAGAAGGGGCUCUUCAGACUAAAGUGUGUUGGGAUUUAGUUGAAGUAGGAAGUCAUUAAUUAAAUUUGUGAUAAUAGAUCAAGAAUUUUCCUCGGAAACACCUUCACUUGAGUGGUACACAAAGGGAAAAGAGAGGUUUCCAAAAAUAUCAUUCACCGGCUUAAAAGAUAAAUAUAUACACCGGCUUACUGGGCUGUGUCCCCCCCCUAAGCUUCAUUACUAGCAACGCAUGCUCUUGGGAGUUAGGAGGAAAAUCUCCACCGAUUCUUUUAUGAGGUGUCUCAGAAAAAAACCAAGAGCCUAUCACCAGUGGAGAUUGAUAAGUCAGUUAUUAAUUUAUUGUGUUAAUGAGAAAUCACAGUUCUCUCCAUAUUAAAACGACCACAAUGCUAGCAUGAAAUCUAGAAUUCCUAAUGAAAUUGAUUGUUGUUUUAAAGGAGUAUAACAAUAUUGUUCAGUGCCGAUGCGAGCAGAUAUUUAUGACAAAACCUCGGAGAAAAAUGAUAUAGGCCGGAUAACAGUGCUGCAAUAUGUUUAUGUUUUGAAAAAUCGGGAUCCAGAUUUGUGAUCAGCAACAGACACCGUAUAUUGGGGAGAUUUUUUCCGGUGAACAUGUGGCCAUUGGUGUGUUAUCUGCAGUAUAGAUCAGAGGAAUAAGGUUUCCCAGGGAUGGCCGUUUGCGAGAACAAGACCAGAUUCUGGCCAUAGAUGGUCAGCCUUUAGACAUCUCACACCAGGAGGCGAUUCGAAUUCUACAGAGUGCGCGGGGACUCGUGGUGCUCAUCAUUGCACGCGGUUACCAGUCGCCACAGUUCGAGCCUCCACAGCUUGUCAAUGAGCCUGUUCAGGGUUCUGCUCCAAAUGUUCAAGCAGAGGUUCAGUCAGAAAUGGUGUUAAAUACUGAGUGGACUCAGAUUGAAGUCAUAGAUUUGGAAAACGAUGGAUCAGGGCUAGGAUUCGGGAUCUUCGGGGGACGCAGCUCAGGUGUCAUUGUCAAGACCAUAUUACCGGGAGGGGUGGCAUGCAGGAAUGGACAACUUCAUAGUGGUGACCACAUUCUGCAGAUAGGCGAUGUGAAUGUGCGUGGUAUGAGCUCCGAGCAAGUGGCUGCCGUUUUACGACAGUCAGGCCGAGAGGUACGGCUGAUCGUGGCCCGACCCGUCAACGAACCCUCAGCUUACCCCACCCCUCACGCCCCUGUGGUUCCCACUCACCAGUUAGAUGAACACCUGCAGCAGAUAAAUGCCUUGCUCCAUGGAGAGCAAAUAAACCAGCACAUGGCUGACGAGUUAGCAGCAGGAAUGAUCCAAGUCCACAUGCAGCCUGGUUACAAUGAUGUAGGAGCAGACUAUCCAGAAGUGGAGUACUUUGAUGUCACGCUCAUGAAGGACAGCCAGGGUCUGGGUAUCACCAUAGCGGGCUACGUGGGCAAGGACAAUACACCAGAUGAUCUUUGUGGAAUUUUCGUGAAAAGUGUGGCGGACUGCAGUGCAGCUGCUAAAGAUGGCAGGAUUCAAGUCAACGAUCAAAUAAUAAAGGUGGACAACCAGCCUCUACAUGGAUUCACCAAUCACCAGGCAGUGGAAGUUCUCCGUAACACGGGACAAAUGGUCCAUCUUCAGCUGGCCAGGUUCCAACAUGGUCCCAAGUACGAGAAGCUACAGCAGUACCUAGCUCAGCCUCCUUAUAAUCCCCAGCAAGGUGUGGUCAUUGCCCCUCCCCCACCCUCCCAGAUGGAUGGGUCGAUGAUUUCUCCGAUGGAUGGGCCCGCCACCAUUGUGUCUCCAAUGAUAGAACAGCCCACACAGGCCCGCAUGGUGAACCACGUACUGCAGACCCCACCCACCGACCCAGGGCCGGGCCAACAGGUGGAGCUACAGGACAUCACCCUCAACACAGAUGAGGACUACUCGGGCGAUCUGUCUCCUGACAUAGAGGAAGCCAUCAAGGCAUGCUGGGAGCCAAUCGUGGGCAGCGAAUUCGAAGUUGUGGUGGCACAGCUGUCUAAGUUCCGUGAAGGUGGGGGCCUGGGGAUCAGCCUGGAGGGGACAGUAGAUGUAGAGAAGGGGGUGGAGGUUCGGCCCCACCACUACAUCCGCUUCAUCCUCAGUGACGGUCCAGUCGGCAUCAAUGGCCGUCUCAAGAGUGGAGACGAACUACUGGAGGUGAACGGUAGAAGACUACUUGGUUUGAAUCACAAGGAAGUUGUGGGGAUUCUGAAGGAACUUCCUCAACAUGUGCGUCUUGUGUGUGCUCGCCAUAAGGAGACAGAAAACUACACGGAUCAAGACAAGAUAGAGAAUGGCUACUCGACGUAUCUCCAAUCAAACUACUCCGGAGUGAACGAGGUGUCUCCGAUCACGGAGAGACUUGUGAAGGCCAAGUCGGAGAACACCCUGGCCUCAACGGAUGAGAGCGUCCUCCAGCAGAUGAUGAAGAACAAAUCCCGCUCCCUGGAGGAGCUGACCAACUUCAAGAUGUGGAGCAUUGAGCCGGUUGUGAUAGAACUGUGUAAAGGGGACAAGGGUCUCGGCUUCAGUAUCCUGGACUACAAGGACCCAGAAAACCUUAAUAAGACUGUGAUAGUUAUCAAGAGUUUAGUCCCAGGGGGCGUGGCCCAGGUGGAUGGGCGUCUGCUUCCCGGGGAUCGACUCAUCUUUGUCAACGAUGAAAUGCUGGAGAACGCCAGCCUUGAUGAGGCUGUGAAUGCCCUGAAAGGGGCCCCAAAGGGUAUCGUGAGGAUUGGUGUCAAGAAAGCUCUGCCUCUAGGGGGCAUUGAGGCUCACCAGCAGGCUGAACUUCAGCAUUCCUUCCCCUUCACCAAUGCGGGUUACCCAGCGCCCAGCUUUCUUCCAUCCCCUCCCUCCCAACCUCAGUACACAUCUCCAGAUCCUGUACAACGAAAAUUUACAGAACAAUACUCCUCCAAUGAAAAUGUGGUGCACAAGCAAAACGACAGCUUUUACGAGAGUGACGACGAAGUAACCUCACCCCGAAAGAACAAGCCUGUCACCUCCCCUCGCAGAAGUCUUGAUCGGCGCAAGAGGGAGUCCACGGGCUCCAAUGUUUCAUACGAGAAUUCACAGGUUUUGCUGGAUAUCAAAAACAGUAACAGUCAGAAAGAGACAGUGCAGAAAAAAUUCCCCGUUCCCCAGCCUAGAUCUACAUCAGCUUUACAUGACUAUGUCAACAACAUGACCCCUGAAAAUCUGCUAAGUCUCACUCAGGAAAAAUUACCAGCAGAUAGUAAGUCCCCCUUUGAGAGCCCCAGAUCUGAGUCACCAGCAGAUUACGAGAACACGACCUUUGCCCUGCCCACUUAUGAGGAGGCAACCUCAGGGGAUCUUCAGCCUGAUUUCUUCAACAUGAAUGACCUUGACCUUCCAGCAGAAGCACCACCUGUGCCACCUAGAUCUGAGUCACAAGAGGAGUUAUUUAUAGAAACUGAACAAAGUCUUAACCACACCCCACCUGACCAACCAUCUGAUUUUGAAGAGUCACCGCGGAGUGAAAAGGGAGGAGGGUCAACCCCUAAAAGGACCCCUCCCCCCAUUCCCCCAAAGCCUAAAGUAGUGUCGCCAAAAGUACAACAGAUUGUUGUAAAGUCAGCCCAAAAGGACUCUGCCCCUCCCCCUCUUCCUGUUUCCUUACCCCCAGCUCUGGACGAACAAAUAGAUCACACAGAAGAGGAGUUAAGCAUCAAGAUAAUUAAUCCAAAACGAGUAAGGAAUCAGUCGAAGCACCAGAAGACAGCAAGUGUUGACAGCCAGCAGUCAUCAUCAUCCGAUCAACCAAUCACAAGUGACCUUACAAACUCUCACUCUCCAUCCAUUGUAAAUUCCACCAAUCAUAUCACUUCUCCCUCGCUGUCACCUCUGUCCUCACCACGCCUGGCUCGCACACUGUCGGGAGGAGCAGACUCACUUCCUGUGUCCUUGGAGAAGGUCAUCAAAAUCAAAAAGUCGAGAGACCCCUUAGGUCUGACAGUAGAGGCUGUGGAUAAAGGUGCUAAUGGCUGUACCGUGAAGACCAUGACUCCCUUGGGGGCGUUCAGCAAGGAUGGGCGGGUACAGCAGGGGGACUACAUUGUGUCCAUCAACAAUGAGAGCAUGCGGAGGAUCACCAGUGCCCAGGCCCGGGCAAUCAUCCGCCGGGCCUCUCUCCAGGGGCUGGAUGUCAGUGUAUCGUACAUUUCCAAAGAAGAUGCUGCUGUGUAUCAAGAGACUGCUGCCAAUGCACCCCCCACGCCCCCUCACCCUUCAAUGAUGCCCUCGCCAAAGAUCUUUCCAAAAUAUUAUCGGGCCAAUUUGUCUCCUUUGGCCUCGCCCAGAAACACCAAGCCAGAUUCCUCACCGGAGAGGUCACCUGUACAGAAGACCCCAGAGACAGUGACCCCCAGGGUCAAGUCCCUGACAGCUGACGGCUCCCCCGCCACAGGGAAUCAGACUUGGGGCCCCCCUCGUACAGUGGAACUGGAACGUGAGCAGGGCAAGAGCCUGGGAAUUAGCAUUGUUGGUGGAAGAGUUGACAUGUUUAACAUCCAGACGGAACACAUUAUCUCAGGAAUCUUCAUCAAGCAUGUUUUGGAAGAUAGCCCAGCGGGUAGAAACGGCACACUGAAGACUGGGGACAGAAUCCUAGAGGUGGAUGGAAAGGAUCUAAGGAAUGCGGCCCAUGAUCAGGCGGUGGACAUCAUUCGUCACGCUAAAUCUCCAGUCAAAUUUGUCGUACAAAGUUUGUGUGAUCCUGCCUGUCCCAGAGACCUGGAGAAUGAUACAAAGUCUGUCCAUUCCUACGAUGAAGCUUCCUUGGCAGCCGGGCAAACAUAUCAGGCCGUGGAUGUUCCAUUGUUGGAGUCUGUGGCGAAGCUGACAAAGGAUGCAGAUGACAGUGAAGAGGAGGAUGAAUUUGGAUAUACAAAAAAAAAAAUACAACGACAGUAUGGUGACUUGAAUGGAGACCUCCACGUGGUGGAUUUGAACCGAGGCCAUGGCAGCCUCGGUAUCAACCUAGCAGGCAACAAGGACCGCAACACCAUGAGUGUGUUUGUUGCUGGGGUGCAACCUGAGGGCAUUGCUGGAAAAGAUGGACGAAUCCAAGUCGGGGAUGAACUGCUGGAAGUCAAUGGCCAGGUUUUAUAUGGCAGGAGUCAUCUCAAUGCAUCAGCCAUCAUCAAAAGUCUAUCCACCAACGUCAUCAAAUUUGUCUUACUCAGGAGAAGCGACAACUUGGAGCACAUGGCAGUUAAACCUCUAAAGAUGACAGCUGCCGUUUCCCAUGAGGAUGUGUCUCAUUCGGAAGACCAGGACAAAAAUGGAAACUUAACUCCGUUAGACGUCAUUCAAGUUGUCACACUGGAGAAGGGUGCUUCGGGCCUGGGUUUUGCCAUCGUGGAGGAAGUACGGGACAAUCAGCCAGGAAUUUUUAUCCGCAGUAUCACACCAGGGGGCGUGGCAGCUCAGGAUGGACAGCUUAGUGUUGGGGACCAAAUUCUUGAGGUUGGGGAUAAACCUUUAACGGGAGUUCAUUAUGAAAAGGCAAUAGAAAUUUUAAGAAACAUGCAAGGAACAAUCAAACUUAAAGUUCGAAAAAAUAGCUCAGAAAAAAAGCUGUCUUUUUCAACUACCAAUCACCUGGAUCCUGAACCAGGCACCAAAUCUGUCUUUCAACUGCAAUCUGCUCCAGGGGAAUCUUCCACGGACCCCAACCCUGCAGAUGAAGCCGGGGAGGAGGAGUCCGCCGACCCCAAAACUUGUCCAAUCAUUCCAGGUCGUGAGACCACCAUAGAGAUAGAGAAGGGGCGUACGGGUCUGGGUCUGAGCAUUGUGGGCGGGGCCGACACUCUCCUGGGUGCCAUCAUCGUCCAUGAGGUGUACGAGGAGGGGGCAGCAGCUAGGGACGGCCGACUCUGGGCCGGUGACCAGAUCCUGGAGGUCAACUAUGAGGACCUGAAGGAUGCCACCCAUGAUUAUGCAAUCCAAGUUUUACGUCAGACCCCCUCCACAGUUCAGAUCAAGGUAUUCCGCGACGACUCUCAGGUGAAAGAGGAGGAUAUCUAUGAUAUCUUCUCAGUGGAACUGACCAAGAAGCCUGGGCGAGGACUGGGCCUCAGCAUUGUGGGCAAGAGGAACGAUGUGGGCGUAUACAUAUCAGACAUAGUGAAAGGUGGAACAGCAGAGGCCGAUGGGCGACUGAUGCAAGGAGACCAAAUUCUGGCCGUCAACAAGGAAGACAUGAGAAAUGCAACCCAGGAAUAUGCAGCAGCAGUGCUCAAAACUUUAAUGGGCAAGGUAUCUCUUACUGUGGGAAGAUUAAAGGCAGGAUCCCGCGCCUCAUCAAGGAAAAAUUCCACCCCAGGAAGUGCACUGAAGAAGUCCGAGUCCAGUGUCAGCAAUAAAUCCAAGGGAGGCAAACACUCUAAGAGCCACAGUGAGGAUCUCACUCAUAUUCGUGUUGUGGAGCUGGAGCACGAUAUAACGGGAUCGCUGGGGCUCAGUAUAGCGGGGGGCAUCGGAAGUUCCAUCGGGGACACGGCCGUCAUCAUCGCCAACAUGACCCCUGCCGGUCCCGCCGCAAAGUCCCAAAAAUUAAAGAUUGGCGACCAGAUCCUGAGCAUCAAUGAUGUACAGUUAGAUGGCAUGUCACAUGACGAGGUUGUACAGCUGCUGAAGAAACCAGGAACAAUCAAACUCACGGUGUCUCAUGGUGAGGAGACUCGGGUGAGUGUGAGCGGACACACCUCUCGACAGGUGAGCACGGACAUGUCCCAGGAGUACGCUGAGCUGAUGGCCCAGGACAACGUGUUCCAAGAAACCCUGGCUCCGGACGAAGGGCCGCCCCCUCAGUGUAAGACCCUCCACCUGAACAAAGGACCUGAGGGGCUGGGAUUCUCCAUUGUUGGGGGACACGGUAGUCCCCAUGGCGAUCUUCCAAUCUACGUCAAAAGUGUCUUCUCCAAGGGAGCAGCCGCUGAUGAAGGCAGCCUGAAGCGGGGGGACCAGAUUAUCUCCGUCAAUGGUCAGAGUCUGGAGGGAUGCACUCACGAUGAGGCGGUGUCGAUUCUCAAAAACACACGCGGUGCCGUCACGAUGACUGUUUUAACUUCAUAGACUGUGUAUACAUGUAGCGCCAUAUAGAAUCCAGGUGUGAUGUUCGAAAAAAAAAGAAUGGAUAAUUUUUUAUGCAAGAAAGUAGAAUUAGUAAAGAUGAAUAUUAUUUUAUCUUAUAUUUAUAUACAAUAUGUGGAGCAUUGUGGAUAUAAAAGCUUACUAGGAUUUUGUUUAUUGUCAGUAAAACUUUCUAUCCACUUGUUAUUAACCAUGAAAUUGUUUUCAGGUUGUUUUUUUAAUUUUCAUUUGUUAAUAAAGAGAAUUCAUUACAUUUUAUAUCAUUACAAAGCAUAUCAAAUCAGAUGUUAAUUCCCAACAUAUAUACUAUAUAUAUCUACAUGUAGUAAUAAUAUUGUAUUGGUAAGACCAUUUGAUAGUUUUAGUACUUACAAAAAUAUUAUACGAACAUUGGAUGGGCAAUAGGUAAAAAGAAUCCUGAAGUUCAGCUUGCAAUUACAAGAAAAAUAGAUUGCUCAUAUUUUAUUUUGGAAACAGAACUGCUUCUUUUAGCAUACAUAGUAUUUUUAACAUGUUUCCACAAAGGCAUAUAGUCGUGUUUGAAGGAAUUUAGCAAAAAUUAGAGAGUUUGUUCUUAGGUUACUGAAAAUUUGUUGUUAAGUGUUUCAUGAUUAUACCAAAGCAAACUGACUUACUUUCCUGGUGCUUUCUGGCACAAUAAAGGACCACUGUUUAGAUAUUGUGGAUUCCAAUUACAUUCAAAGCAAGAUCGAGUAUUUUAUUCUGAUGACUAGCUUGUUAUAAUUUUUUACAUCGCUAUUUUUGAAGGAAUUUAGAAAAAUAUUGGAUGUUGUUGUCAAUCAUUUUACAUUUCCAUUGAAUGAAUGACAUCUUUAUGGCACAUAUGAACUAAUUUAUUAUCAAUAAAUCUUAUAUAUUAAUAUGCACUUAAUAAUCAAAUAAGCUUUCAGUUGAGAUUUGUAUGUUUUAAUUUGAAACCACACUGAAGGCAAAAAAAUGUCUUGUAAUUCAUGUAACUCCUAUCCCGUUUUGUUAAACAGUUGUUAUUUCUUUGGUCCAGAAAUAAAAAAAAAGAUACAAUCAGAAA
This is a messenger RNA of Magallana angulata, 8458 nucleotides long. RefSeq names its product multiple PDZ domain protein-like. The record is from RefSeq and is a predicted model, not a curated record. Gene Ontology annotation, molecular function: protein binding. The coding region runs from base 1171 to 7392 and encodes 2073 amino acids. The transcript has 41 exons. Lineage: Eukaryota; Metazoa; Mollusca; Bivalvia; Ostreida; Ostreidae.